Molecule: messenger RNA, 5925 nt
Organism: Chroicocephalus ridibundus (black-headed gull)
Lineage: Eukaryota; Metazoa; Chordata; Aves; Charadriiformes; Laridae
Gene: LRRTM2
Product: leucine rich repeat transmembrane neuronal 2
Exons: 2
Coding region: 539-2092 (517 amino acids)
Cellular component (GO): extracellular matrix
Molecular function (GO): protein binding
Source: RefSeq, a predicted model, not a curated record
CACGAUCACAGUAUGCACCACAAUGCUUUAAAACAGCAAAGCUUCUGGAAAACCCAAACAAAAGGAACGUCACCAGGUGACGUCAGUCUAUAUACAGCCCUGUGUGGUCGCGGCGCAUAAGCAAACCCAUUCUUGUACCGCUUCCCUGAAAAGCUUUUCAGUAAAUGCACUCAUGCUACUACAGGAGCUUCUCUCAGCAAUAAGCCACCCAUCUGCCAUCAACAAGUUAGGACGAAAGGAAGCCACAGCUGCGGAAAAAGAAAACGUGAGCUUCAAUUAAACAGCUGAGCAGCCACCGAGGACGGAAACUUGUAUUAAGCGUUGAUUUAAAAAUUGCAGACCUGUCAGAGGAGAUCAAGCCAGCGAUUUCAAAAGGAAUAUUCCAAGAGAGCAUCGUGGAUUCAAUUUUGCACUAAUAUCAAAGGACGCUAACCCCAGUAAAUUAUUCAAAGGCUAUCGUACAUUAGAGCCUUUUUACAGACUCACGGCGUUGAGUCUAAAACUACGACUGAAUGCAACCUCCAAUGUACUCAAAAGAAUGGGCUUACAUUUCAAGUGGCCAUUAGGGGCUCGUAUGCUGGCAGCACUAUAUGCAAUGAGUAUGGUUUUAAAAAUGCUGCCUGCCUUGGGCAUGGCUUGUCCACCAAAAUGUCGCUGUGAGAAGCUGCUCUUUUACUGUGACUCUCAGGGGUUUCACUCAGUGCCAAACACCACUGAAAAGGGCUCGCUAGGUUUGUCACUGAGGCACAAUUCUAUUUCUGAACUUGAAAGGGAUCAAUUUGCAAGCUUCAGUCAACUUACUUGGCUUCACUUAGAUCAUAAUCAAAUUGCAACAGUCAGAGAAGAUUCUUUUCAAGGACUGUAUAAACUUAAGGAAUUAGUCUUAAGUUCCAACAAAAUCUUUCAUUUGCCAAACACAACUUUUAGCCAGCUGCUUAACCUGCAGAAUUUGGACCUCUCUUUUAAUCAGUUAUCCUCUCUGCACCCUGAGCUCUUCUACGGCCUUCGCAAGCUACAGACCUUGCACUUGCGAUCCAACUCCCUGCGGACCAUCCCGGUCCGCCUGUUCUGGGACUGUCGUAGCCUGGAGUUCCUGGAUUUGAGCACAAACCGCUUGCGAAGUUUGGCUCGCAACGGAUUUGCGGGAUUAAUCAAGCUGAGGGAGCUUCACCUAGAGCACAACCAGCUGACAAAGAUUAAUUUUGCUCACUUCCUCCGGCUGAGCAGCCUGCACACGCUCUUCUUGCAGUGGAACAAAAUUAGCAACUUGACGUGUGGGAUGGAGUGGACCUGGGGCACCUUAGAAAAGCUGGAUUUGACUGGAAACGAAAUCAAAGCCAUCGACCUAACAGUCUUUGAAACUAUGCCUAACCUUAAAACCCUCCUAAUGGAUAACAACAAGCUCACCACUCUGGAUUCCAAGAUCCUAAGCUCGCUGAGGUCCCUCACCACUGUGGGCCUCUCCGGCAAUCUGUGGGAAUGCAGCCCAAAGAUCUGCGCCUUGGCCACAUGGUUGAGUGGCUUCCAAGGUCGGUGGGAGCACUCCAUCCUCUGCCACAGCCCCGACCACACCCAGGGAGAGGAUAUUCUGGAUGCCGUGUAUGGUUUUCAGCUUUGCUGGAAUUUAUCGACUGUUGUUACGCCCGCGGCUACGACGACGUACGCAGAUCCCACCACCGAGUCCACGAAAAGAAUAAGCUCUUCUCAUUUCCAUAUGGGAGACAAAGAGAUUCCAACUACGGCAGGCAUGGUCGUUACCACCGAAGAACAUUUCCCCGAGCCAAACAAUGCCAUCUUCACUCAGAGGGUAAUUACAGGAACAAUGGCUUUAUUGUUUUCUUUCUUUUUUAUCAUUUUUAUAGUGUUCAUCUCCAGGAAGUGCUGCCCUCCCACAUUAAGAAGAAUUAGGCAGUGCUCAAUGAUUCAAAACCACAGGCAGCUCCGAUCCCAAACCCGGCUGCAUAUGGCAAAUAUGUCAGACCAAGGACCCUACAACGAGUACGAACCCACCCACGAAGGACCCUUCAUCAUCAUCAACGGCUACGGACAGUGCAAGUGUCAGCAGCUGCCGUAUAAAGAAUGUGAAGUAUAAUACCUACAUGCCAUCAAAAAUUAAACCAGAUAAGUAACCUAUUUUAAAAUCGUAGGGGACCUACAUCAGAUUCUAAUUUUUACAGAUGUUGACAUAAAGCCUAAUUUUCCAAGCUACUUAAUGGAAACAUUGUUUAUGGAGUGGUGCAGUAUUUUUUAUUUUUAAGUUUUUUAAAAAAUAGAUCCAUAAUAUUUUCAGUGUUAAAGAAGCAAUGAUUACAUUAAACUUGCACUCCUAAUGUUUAAAAGUCUAAAAAGAUGCUCACCUCAAACUAUGUAAAAUGUUUCAUGUUCUGUAAUUAUAUGGCUGUGUGUAAAACGUUUAUACCCGAGUCUCCAUAUUCUACUUUUUCUAACGAGAAGAGUCGGAGGGGAAGGAUACUGGAGAUCUGGGCAGGGAUGCGCGGGGGGACGUACGCUCCGUUUGUUCCACUGCAGCUGGAGGAUCCCAAACGCUCCAGCUGGCUCCCUGCACUUUAAAAGCAGCCAGGGAGGAUGAUUUUCCUCCUCUGAUAAUCUCACUCCAGUUAAAAAAAAAAAAAAAGAAAAGAAAAAAAAAAAAGGGGGGGGUGGGGAAACAAAAAAAAAAAACCCCAGCAACGAAGGUCCAGGUGGGGAUUUUUUCAGUGCAUUGGGGACCGGUGAGUUUAUUUUAAAUACGGUUUUCCUAUCUGCAUUCGUAGUUUGGCUUGCUUAACCGGACCUUGCUAAAGCUCCCAACAGAUAGAGACAGGAGCGGUUCACACGGUCACAAAUUAGCAGGACGGUCACAAAUCAGCAGGACGACUCUCCAGGCGCUUACAAAGCAGGCAGCGCAGCUUAUUUCGGAAAGCUCAGUGCGACGGGAUCGAUUCUAAAUAUUAAGUGCAUUCAAUUCUUAUCGGCUCUCUGGUUUGGCUUGAUGACGCUUUUUCAUGAAUUCCGGCUAAUUACUCACGGCUACGAACAAACGGCAUUUCAACACCUUUUCAUGUGUAAAUACACUUAAUGCAAGUUUUUCUUAAUUAAAAGUAAAUAUCAACCGGGAGGUUAAGGAGGAGAGGGAAGGAAGGAAGAAGCCUCUCUUUGUCCCCCCGCUGCCCCCCCUAGCUGAGGCUUCCUCUCGCCUGGAAGCUAUUUUCAUGCACUAACUCCACUGGUUCCUCUGGAGACAGAAUUAGCCCCUGUAAUAUAAGCUCUCACUUGUCCUCCUCUUCCAAAAUUCAAGGUAAUUAUCACUUUAAAAGAAAAUAAAAAAAUAAAAGCAAACCCCAAAACGUACCCUCUGAUAAGUUAGGAAAAUAUAAUUAGUUCAUAGAAUAGUUCACUGAAAAAUGUUUCGUUUCUUACUUGAUACGGGACAGAAUCUAGCGUGCCGGUUUAAAAAAGAUCAUAUAGAAACAUAUAUACACACACACACGCACCUCAUUUUUAAGGAGUAAUUUGAUUUCUUUCGCCAGAAGCACCAUAUUGCUAUUUAUACUAUAUUAUGAAAUUAUAUGUAAAUAUUUGCAGAUCUAUGCAGCGCUGGUGGUACUCAGAUGCCACGGGGGCGGGGGGUGGAGGGGGUUUGCAAAGGAUUACAUUAUUUUUAAGUCAACUGCUCAAAUAUUGUAAACGUUCUAACCAAAGCUAAAAGGACCAGAGGGAUGGAAGGUUUUUUUAUAUAUAUAUAUAUAUACAUGUAUGUAUAACUAAACAAAAUGUGUUGUCCAAUGCUGCAGUGUUAAACAAUUACCAGCACACACCGUCGAAGACAAGAAAUUCCUCACAGUGUCGACAUACCUUGAACAAAUCAGUAAUUACAGUAUGCUAAUUGUGUUGUACUAAACUCUUCCGCCAACUUUUUAAACAGAAAAAUCACUGCAUAAAAAUCUGUUUGCUAUUUCACUCUGCUUUUAUAUAUCUGUAUUACCACUUAGUGAGGUAUUUAGGGUGCAAUUAUACAACAGUUUGAUGUUUUAUUGUGAAAUGAAUUCGUCCAAGGCAAUUAUAGCAAGCUAAGUGUGACUUCUGUUAAGAUUUUACAUAAAGAUUUUUCAAUUACUGGUUUUGAAGAUAUUAAUUUGCAUCAUUUUACUUUUACAUACAGUGCCCUGAUUAUAAAACAAAUAUUUUGUUUACUUCCUGUGACUCUGUACUUUAACGGAAGAGAUUUGGUGAAGCCUAAUGGCUUUCCAUAGAGCUACCUUUGAACCCUCGUAACUGUUUAUACUACGAUGAGCCGAUUUACACCUAUUCUAGGAAAUCAAUUACUGCUUUUAACCGAAUACAAUAAAUCCUGCAGGGCAGGUGGACAAAGAGCAAAUAUUCUGUAUGAUUAAAUGCCACAGGAGCCAGACGGCCAGACCUAAGCUGAUAAAUCCAAGAAUGUAUUGGUGUCCAAGGGUAUUUAGCUGCCUGUAGAAAGACUCGCUUCAUUCCUUACCAGGAGUAAGAGCUCCCAGCUCCUCCCUGACGUCCAGGCUUUUCUCUGGGCAAGGCGACGAGCAUCGCUGUCUCAGCAGCAUCCUGCCCCUUACCUCGUGCUAACUUACACGAUGGGCUGCACUGGGGGGAACUGGAAAGCAAACUACUCUUAGGAAUGAUUUUCACGCACGGCUGUAGGGUACCAGCAGAGACAAAGUUAUAACCAAACUCAUUCAUCAUACCGGCAGCCAAGUAAUCUUGCUACACUACCAUCAACCAUCAGAUGUCAAUGCUGAACUCUGGUGUCCUCAGCUGCAUUUGCAAGAAGGAAUUCCACCUUUCUCCUCCACGCCCCGUGGAAACCCUCACUGUCAGACAGCUCAAAAGGCACCACGUCAGUCUUCCACAUGGUAAUGAGAAGUGGCUGCUUGACGGAAGCACUGAGGUUCCUCCCAAGGAGGUGCUUUCCCAACGCCCCAGCUCUGCGCACAAGCCCACUCCAUCUUUAUUAGCUUGUAAUUAUGCCCAAGAAGAGUAGAGACAGCCGUUCCAGCCAUGCUGGAUUUAAUCCUCUUCUCCACCCCAGCCACUCGUACCAAUUUUCCAAGCAGUGCUCCAGUGUCUCUCAAAGCAAACGCACCCAGGCACCCAACUUCUCUCCCCCACCAGUAUCCCCAGUUCCCCCGGUCCUGCAGCGCUGCCUUGGCUUGCGGGAGGCCAGCAGACACAGCCUGGCACAGCACUGUUCGAUUUUUACUUUGACUCCGCUACACGCUAACAGGCAGCCAAUCUCCCAAAUGCCAUAGUUUAUGUCUGCCAUUUCCAAAACCAUUUGUUGCCAGGUUCCAGGCGUAAGCAAAGCAAUUCUGCAAACAUUACAUUUAGGGUAACAGGUAUCAUAAAACUCGCAGAAUGUCAAACACUAGCGGUGAAGUCAACUUGAAUCCCCUUAGGAGGGACAGCAAACAGCAGGCAAAGCCAUCGCUCUAUACAAGGACACAACCAGAGGCUGUUAAUUUUUGGUUUAUUAUUUUUUAUAUUUUUUUUUUAAGUUACUGUCUUCCAUUCUCAAUUGCUUAUAACUCUUCCAGGCAAGAAGGGUACUGUAAUAAUUGUGUUACUCAGCAGUGUCCAAUUUAUUUUGUAUAUGGAACAAGAACCACGGGGAUUUGGGUUAAAUUCAUCGCAUUUCAGUGUGGGCGCUGGCUAAGGACAGGAGGUUGUAAAGUUGCUCUCCCCAAAUACCACCUCCAUUGCAUGGCCUCAGUUUCUACAAGCAUUAAGUGGCAUUAUAGGUGCUUCACCACCUCCAGGCACAGCCUCAUGCAAGUGUUCAGGGCCUUUUAGAAAUGAAAUUUCAGCCUGGAGAAGAGAAGGCUCCGGGGAGACCUUGGAGCCCCUUCCAGGCCCUAAAGGGGCUCCAGGAAAGCUGGGCAGGGACUCUGG